This is a messenger RNA of Notothenia coriiceps (black rockcod), 2021 nucleotides long. RefSeq names its product RELT like 1 (gene rell1). The transcript has 6 exons. The annotation marks the transcript as partial. Gene Ontology annotation, cellular component: plasma membrane. The record is from RefSeq and is a predicted model, not a curated record. Gene Ontology annotation, biological process: positive regulation of p38MAPK cascade. Lineage: Eukaryota; Metazoa; Chordata; Actinopteri; Perciformes; Nototheniidae.
UCUCUCUUUCUUCCUUCAGAUCCUCAGACUACAGCUUCUGUGACACAAAACGGUGAAGAAGUGACGAAUAGCACGGAAUACAUCGCCUUCGUUCUUGUGCCUGUUUUCUUCCUCUUGGGCCUGUUGGGGGUGGUGAUCUGCCACGUGUUGAAGAGCAAGGGCUACCGCUGCACCACUGAGGCCAAUGAUGGGGAGGAGUGCGAGGAGAACGAUCCUGAGCUGGGCGGGGACAUGAAUGACACCCUCAGUGAAAACAACGACACAGUGGGGCAGAUUGUCCACUACAUCAUGAAAAAUGAAGCAAACUCAGACGCGCUGAAAGCCAUGGUUCAUGAAACCAGCAUCGACUCUGAUGGUCCUCCGCUCACCCCAACCUCUCCCGGCACCCCCCCGCUGACUCCCAUAUCCCCGGGUGCCCCCCAAGGAGCCCCCAAGCACACCUGCAGCCACCUGCACACCAUCGGGGGCCUGGGGGGCCACAAGAACAUCUGCAACCGCUGCAGCCAGAAGAAGUGGCCGCUGAUGAGGAAGCUGUCGGCGAGGAGGCCGGAGCAGCGGCGCAUCCAAUCAGGAGAGGUCACGGUGCUCGCUGUGGGCAGGUUCCGGGUGACGAAGUGUGAAAAGCCGGCCCGGGAGAGACGGACGCUGCUGAUCACGGACUCCAACGGGAGCGUUCCUACGUCUCCAACGGAGGCGGAGCCUAGGAGCCGGACCAACUCCGAGUCCCAGCAGGAGGAGAAGGACGACGACGUGGACAAAGAGAACCGAUAGCAGGAUCCAGGGGAGGAGGAACAUCAGGUCCAAACCCUAAAAAAAGAACAAUAAAUCAUCAGCGCUGGGAGGAGGGGGCAAGUGGACCAGGGAGUCCCCCCCCCCCCACAUUCCUGCUCCAUGGGGGGCAAAAGAGCUGCUGAUGGUGGACACGGUGGCAAGAGCGGCCCCAUUUUACAAGGAGAAAAGGGUGUGUCUAUGUGUGAUACACUUUCCUCUUAAAAAAUAUUUCAAAAUAGUGCCUUGCGCAAGAGCGUCUAAGCAAGGCGGCUGCUUAAUGUCAAGGGACCCCGAAUGAGGGCUUUCCCGAUGAACUAAGGUGACUCAAUACGCCGAUCAUGUGUGUUCUUAUGUUGUUGUAAGUGGAGGAAAAGAACGGAUAAGCCCAAAAAAACAGAUACAGCCAUUCCAAGACCUAACUACGGGUCGCCAUUCUCAAACGGGAAGUAGGAACGACCUCUGAUAGCAUCACACGAACAGGAAGUAGCCUGUAGAUUGGCAGCGGGUGUGAACAUGACGUGCCUUAUCUUCCACUCUACGACUAAAGAAGAAAGUGUAGUAUUCUGUGUUGAACAACAAAUUAGCUUUAUCCAACAUGGCUGCCUUGGUAUUUUUUUUCUUAAAGGGACAGCAUGUGUUUAUGUUACCAAAAAACUUAAAGUCUGUAUACUCAGGCAGGUCAGUUUCGAUUUUUAAUUUUUUGAAUGUGUCAGAGAGCUAUUACUCAAGAUUUAAACGCACCUCCAUUGUUUUUUUUAUUUAUAUGUUCUUUAUCAGCUCAUAAAGUUGUCUAUGCUAACGUGUUAGCGACUUAGUGCCUGUUUACAGCAUGCAUUGAGAAACAUUAGCAUUCAUGUCCCCCUGAGGAAGUCCAGCACUUUCUUUUAGCUUGGAUUUGGCCUCGACAAUACCAGGAAUAGUUUCUGAAUGAUGGUAAAUGUAGGAUUAAGACGUUUGCUAGCUAAAUCCACAACAGAUACCAAAGUUCAGUAAAUCUUGGCCUUUCUGUUUUAUCAAUCUUUUUUAAAACACGAGUUCUUUAUGGAGGUACGAUAUGACAUUAAUAGAGAAGCCUUUUUUGACCCAACAAUAUUAUUUUCACAAAUGAUCAAAAAGUAUAAUUUUAGGAAUGCUUUCAUAUUGUCCUUUCAUUGUCUCAUUUAAAAAAAAUAUUUAUACAUGUUGUUAUUCAUAUUUUGGGACAGUUUGCUGUGUUUUUAUCUUUGUAUAAGGAAGAAAAUAAAGAUGAC